CCUAAUACCAUGGCGGAAUCUGGUACAGACUAUAUGUGUAACAAACAUGGACUUCUCAAAAUGUUUGUGAUUAUUUUUGGAAUAAUCAGCUUCUCACUUGUUGCUUCGUCUGGUUUCCGAGGUCCGCUUGGGUGGCCUUUUGCUGCUUUUCUGAUUUCGUGGAUAAUAUCGCUCACUAUUUACAUCACCAUGACGUGCGUGGAUGAUAUUGGAAGUCUUCUCAGGAAAGAUGACUUCUGUUGUUCGCUUAUACUAUUUACGUUCUGCAUGUCUGCUACUAUGUUGCUUUCUGUCUAUACUUGUGCGAAAGGUCCUGAUUGCGGAGAAAGAAACGCAGCAAUUUUGUUCGGAUUCGUAACUGCCGGGUUGUACUUUGUAGAAAUAUACAUGCAUAAAAAAAAUUCUCCGAAGCCUAAAUAUAUGGCAACAGGUGGUGUUUUCGUCCUCGGUAUUGUUACGUUUUCUCUUUUGGCUAAUGGAGGCUAUCAAUGCGAAUCAUCCCAGGCAUGUACGUCGGGUCGAACUUUUGCCUUGGUGGCUUAUAUUAUUUGUUGGAGUGUUUCUACAAUUUUCACAGUUCUGCAAAUUUAUUUCAAAUACGAUGAUGAUGAGAACGAAGACCUUAAUGCUGCAGAAUAUCACUGGUCGAGCUUCGCCUUCAUCUUUUGUCUUAUUGCCUCCAUUGUUUUAGCUUGUUACCUCGAGAGUGACACCACGAGUUGGAGUGGGUCGAGAAGAGUAACUGCGGAUGUAUUCGGAUUUAUUACUUCCACAGCUUAUUUAGUACAAGCAGUUUUACUGAAACGAAGUAACGAAAAUGUUGGAGACUAACUGGGCACAGCAAAGAAACGUUCAAUAUAUGGAAUAACAGUGGCCAAACUGUUGUUUGUUUAUAUUCUACAAUCUAUAGUACACAUAAAUGAUUUGAAAUAUUGUAUAAUUUAGUAGUGUCUUAUAAUAUUAGUUUUAAUAAU
Molecule: messenger RNA, 974 nt
Organism: Styela clava
Lineage: Eukaryota; Metazoa; Chordata; Ascidiacea; Stolidobranchia; Styelidae
Cellular component (GO): membrane
Source: RefSeq, a predicted model, not a curated record